Molecule: messenger RNA, 822 nt
Organism: Chelmon rostratus (copperband butterflyfish)
Lineage: Eukaryota; Metazoa; Chordata; Actinopteri; Chaetodontiformes; Chaetodontidae
Gene: thoc7
Product: THO complex 7
Exons: 8
Coding region: 86-700 (204 amino acids)
Biological process (GO): mRNA processing; mRNA export from nucleus
Cellular component (GO): THO complex part of transcription export complex
Source: RefSeq, a predicted model, not a curated record
UCACCGUCGUCUGUCCUGAGAGGCGGGACGAGCUGCUUUGUUCACUUCCUGUUGUUCAAUAAAGUUAAUCCAGCUACCUACGGACAUGGGCGCUGUUACAGAUGAUGAAGUUAUUCGGAAACGUCUUCUAAUUGACGGGGAUGGAGCCGGUGAUGACCGCCGGAUUAAUGUACUUUUAAAGAGUUUCACCAAAUGGUGCAACUCGCCUCAGGGGACCCCGGAGGAAGGGUUCACGCAGUAUCACAGGAUGUUGGGCACACUCGCCCAGUGUGAAUUCUCCAUGGGGAAGACGUUGAUGGUUUAUGACAUGAACCUUCGGGAAAUGGAGAAUUAUGAGAAAAUCUACACUAAUAUAGAACAAAACAUCACGUCUGCACACGAGAAGAUAGCAGAAUGCAAAAAAGAAAUUCAGAGGGCAAAGAGAAUACGAAAAAAUCGCCAAGAGUACGAUGCUUUAGCAAAGGUUAUCCAGCAACACCCAGACCGACAUGAAACACUGAAACAGUUGGAGGCGCUUGACAAAGAACUCCAGCAGCUGUCACACAUCAAGGAGAAUGUAGAUGCAAAGUUGGAGUUGAGGAAGAAGCAGUUCCACGUGCUACUCAGUACCAUACAGGAGCUACAGCAGACACUUGAGAAUGAUGAGAAAUCAGACAAUGAUGACAACAAUCAGGGGAGCCCUUCAGAGAAUGGUGAAUGAACGUGUAGAGAUCCUGGUUGAAAUAAAUUAAGUGAACCACUUUUAAAUGAUUGUUGUUGUUGUUGUUUUUUUGGUCUUGGAAUACUUUUUGUAUGUAUUUUUGAAUAAAGUUGACUUCUCCA